ACUGUCAUUACAAUUGUCAUGUUAAAAAACUUUAUGCGCCGAAUAGGGACACAAGAGAUCAAAAAACUACUGAAAGUUAAUGAAUGUGGGUUUGAUGGUGUGCUUCAAAAAAUGCAAAUUAUUGAAGCCGGAGAUGGUAUGUGUGUUGGAGAAAUCGUCGUGGAAGAAGAACACACAAACCCAAAGAAAACAUUACACGGAGGAAUGAUAUCCACUUUAGUUGAUACGGUUACCACUUUAGCGCUUUUUACACACCAAAAUUGUGAACGGGUACCAAGCGUAUCGGUAGACCUUCAUAUCACAUUCAUCAAAGCUGCCAAAAUUGGGGAAGAAAUUGUAAUUCAUGCUUGCACUACAAAAGCUGGAGGUACCUUAGGAUUUACAAACUGUCUUAUCAAGAGUAAGAAAAACGAUGACAUUUUAGCAUUUGGAAAUCAUACAAAAUAUUUAUUACGUCCCAGGAAAGUGAAGUAGAAGUUUUAAUAAUUAUGUGUAAA
Photinus pyralis (common eastern firefly) is the source of this 497-nucleotide messenger RNA. Its product is annotated as acyl-coenzyme A thioesterase 13-like. The record is from RefSeq and is a predicted model, not a curated record. Gene Ontology annotation, molecular function: fatty acyl-CoA hydrolase activity. The transcript has 3 exons. Bases 19 to 474 code for a protein of 151 amino acids. NCBI's taxonomy places the organism in Eukaryota, Metazoa, Arthropoda, Insecta, Coleoptera, Lampyridae.